Podarcis raffonei (Aeolian wall lizard) is the source of this 2287-nucleotide messenger RNA. It is a transcript of the gene CLINT1, whose product is annotated as clathrin interactor 1. Gene Ontology annotation, cellular component: plasma membrane; clathrin vesicle coat; endosome. Lineage: Eukaryota; Metazoa; Chordata; Lepidosauria; Squamata; Lacertidae. Gene Ontology annotation, biological process: endocytosis. The record is from RefSeq and is a predicted model, not a curated record. The transcript has 12 exons. Bases 260 to 2206 code for a protein of 648 amino acids. Gene Ontology annotation, molecular function: phospholipid binding; clathrin binding.
UGCGGCCCAGCGCUGCCGGUUUCCGGGGGGCAGGACCGAUCGCUUCUCUCUCUCUCGCCGUCUCUGUGCCGUUGGCGAAGCUGAGGUGGUGCUGCGAGGCGAGACGGGCCUGGCGCUGCCGCGGCGGAGAAGCAGCUAGCCGGACUCCUGGCGGAGGAGGAGGCGGAGGAGGAGGAGACCGGGGACGCGCUAGUAGGGGCCUAGGCCGGGAGGGGAAGCUCUCCGCGCCGCCACGACGACGACGACGACGACGGCCAAGAUGCUCAAUAUGUGGAAAGUCCGGGAGCUGGUGGACAAGGCCACCAAUGUGGUCAUGAAUUAUUCAGAAAUCGAGUCUAAGGUUCGAGAAGCAACCAACGAUGAUCCGUGGGGACCUUCAGGGCAACUCAUGGGAGAGAUUGCCAAGGCUACCUUUAUGUAUGAACAGUUUCCAGAACUUAUGAACAUGCUUUGGACACGAAUGCUGAAAGACAACAAAAAGAACUGGCGGAGAGUUUAUAAAUCUCUGCUGCUCCUAUCUUACCUCAUAAGGAAUGGAUCAGAGCGUGUUGUUACAAGUGCCAGAGAACACAUUUAUGAUUUGCGAUCCCUGGAAAAUUACCACUUUGUAGAUGAGAAUGGCAAAGACCAAGGUAUAAAUAUACGUCAGAAGGUGAAAGAAAUGGUAGAAUUUGCCCAGGACGAUGAUAGACUUCGUGAAGAGAGGAAAAAGGCAAAGAAAAACAAAGAUAAAUACAUUGGGGUUUCUUCAGACAGUGUUGGAGGAUUCAGAUACAAUGAAAGAUACGAUACUGAGCCGAAGUCCAAGUGGGAUGAAGAAUGGGAUAAAAACAAAGGCGGAUUUCCAUUCAGUGAUAAGUUAGGUGAGCUGAGUGAUAAAAUCGGGAGCACAAUUGAUGACACCAUCAGCAAGUUCCGGAGGAAAGACAGAGAGGAUUCUCCAGAAAGAUGCAGUGAUAGUGAUGAGGAAAAGAGAUCUAGAAAAGCUAAAUCGCCUAAAGGAGAAUUCAAAGAUGAGGAGGAGACAGUGACCACAAAACACAUCCAUAUUACACAAGCCACAGAGACCACCACCACCAGACACAAGCGCACAGCAAAUCCUUCCAAAACCAUUGACCUGGGAGCAGCUGCACAUUACACAGGGGACAAAGGAAGUCCAGACCAGAAUGCUUACACUCAGCAGUCUACAGCAAAGGUUCCUGGCAGCAAGUCAUCUGGUGACCUGGUCGAUCUUUUGUUCGAUGGUACUGAUCAAUCAGUCCCAACAGGUGGAGCCACUGACCCCUUCGGAGGGUUUGCGGACUUUAGCUCUGCUGCCGCCGCCUCUGCCUCAGCAGGCUGCCCCCCAUCACAAGGUACAACAGCAAGUGGGAAUGGAGAGUUUGGCGACUGGAGUGCCUUCAACCAAACCUCUCCAAGCCCUGCUGCUUCAGCUGGAGAGCUCUUUGGUGGCUCUGCUCAGCCAGCUGUUGAGCUCUUUGGUGGCUCUGCUCAGCAGAGCCUUGGCCAGCCUCCAGCUGCUUCAAAUCCUUCUGACCUCUUUGAUUUGAUGGGUACCUCCCAAGCCACCAUGACCUCUUCCCAAAGCAUGAAUUUAUCUAUGAUGGGUUCCAGCACUGUCAGCAUCAAUCUACCUAUGUCAAGGUCACAGCCUUUGCAUGGUGUUAACCCAAUGAUACAGAAGCCUAAUCCACUUUAUAAUAUGGGCACAGAGAUGGUCCCCAAAAAUGUAGGCAAAACCCUGCCAUCCACUUGGUCAGACCCUAGUGUAAAUAUCAGUUUGGACAAUUUAGUUCCUGGUAUGCAGCCUUCCAAGCCCCAGCAACCAUCACUCAACACAAUGAUUCAGCAACAAAAUAUGCAACAACCGAUGAAUGUGAUGUCUCAGAAUUUUGCAACCAUGAGCCUCAACUCACCACCCAGCAUGAUGCCUGCUCGACCUCCUGCAAACCCAUUGAUGGGCGGGCCUGUUCCCAUGGGAAUGCCCACUGUGAUGACUGGCACAAUCGGGAUGGCUUCCAUGGGAGGCACACCUAUGAUGAACCAGGGCAUGAUGGGAAUGAAUGUGAACAUGGCAAUGCCAACUUCUGGAAUGGGUUUGUCGGGCAUGGGCAUUACUAAUAUAGCUGUGGCAUCCUCCAUGACUCCUGGAACUGUGCAACCUAAGCAAGAUGCCUUUGCAAAUUUUGCAAAUUUUAGCAAAUAAAGAUUGUAAACCAAUCAGAUUGAAUGAAGGAUUUUAGCUGCACAAAUAAAGCUGGGAUAAGGGUUGAAAAUGCUGAUCAAA